Sclerotinia sclerotiorum 1980 UF-70 is the source of this 96-nucleotide messenger RNA. RefSeq lists its product with no specific name. The record is from RefSeq and is a predicted model, not a curated record. The coding region runs from base 1 to 96 and encodes 31 amino acids. The transcript has a single exon. NCBI's taxonomy places the organism in Eukaryota, Fungi, Ascomycota, Leotiomycetes, Helotiales, Sclerotiniaceae.
AUGACUGCAAAGAGAGCCAGCUUAGGCAGUGGACCGGUUGUAUCAGAUGGAGAUAUGGGUAUGCCUGUAGAAUUCGAGUUGUUCAAAAGGACGUGA